CCACGCUCAUAUUCCUUAAAUCGUAGGAUGAAAAUAUAUAUCUUUUUGGCUGAUUUAAUGGUGUCAUAGUUUUGUGUUGCAGGCUUCAGUCCGAAGCUUCACCUUUGACCUUUCGUUCCAGGUGAUGCACUCCAAAAUGCUGAGGAGUUUCAGUGUCGGGUCCUUUAAGGUGGACGUGUGGACGGUCUACAGACAGCCAGGUCAUCAGUUCACCAACAAGUGGGCAGUGCUGACCAAUCCUGGGGACAUUAGCACUGGGGUCAAAGGUUAUGUCAAGUGUGACAUCAGCGUCUCAGCGAAGGGGGACGCCGUGAAGCCGGGACCCAAAGCGAGUGACGCAGAGGAGCAGAUAGAAAAGAACCUGCUGGUGCCGGAAGGUUUCCCCUCCGAGCGUCCCUGGGCUCGCUUCUUUGUGAAGGUGUACCGAGCUGAAGGCCUUCCUCGGAACAACUCCAGCAUCAUGGCCAACGUCACCAAGGCCUUCAUCGGAGACAACACGGCCCUCAUAGACCCGUACGUGGAGGUCAGCUUCUUCAAACAAGUGGGUCGCACCUCCACCCAGAAGUCUACAGCAGAGCCGGCGUGGAACGAGCAGAUCGUCUUCACGGAGAUGUUCCCGCCACUGUGUCAGAGGCUGAAGAUCCAGGUCUGGGAUGAAGGAAGCAUGGGCGACGUUGCCAUAGGAACCCAUUACUUUGACCUCAGGCGCAUCUCCAAUGAACAGGAUGGCGACAGAGGGUUUUUACCUACUUUUGGCCCCGCGUGGAUCAACCUGUACGGCUCAGCACGAAACGGGUCCAUGGGUGAUGACGCGGUGGAGCUCAAUGAGGGCAUCGGAGAGGGCGUGUCCUUCAGGGGUCGCGUCUACAUGGAGCUGGCAGUGGAGAUCCUGUCCGGGGGGUCGGGUUCAGAGUCCAAACUCAGCAGAACGCUGAAGCCGUUGAAGGACGCCAAAGCAGGUAAAGGUGGAGGGACGGGUGGUGGUGGAGGAGGAGCAGGCGGAGGCGGAGGCGGAGGAGGAGGAGGAGCGGGAGCAGCAGCCGGAGGAGCCGACGACGAGAAGGGAAAAGCCGCGGCUGCAGAGGUGCUGCCUGUGGACUCUCCUCCUGUGCUCGAUGCCGACAACAACGAGACCUUCCUCCUCUUCGGAGCCUUGUUUGAAGCCACCAUGAUCGACCGGAAGAUCGGAGACAAGCCAAUCAGCUUCGAGUUCUCCAUCGGUAACUGCGGCAACGUCUUGGAGCCUCCGGAGAAAACCGCCCCCCGGCCCCCGAGCCCUGCUGUCAGGAGGAGAGCGCUGGACGUGCCGGUCGGCGGCGUCGCGCCGGGCUCCUCGGCUCCCGGCGCCUCCCCGGCCUCCCCGCUCCUCCCCAGGGAGCCUCCGGAGGCGCCCCCCACCUCCCGGUCCACCACGCCUCCCCAGAGGCCGCUCAUCGUCGAGGGGAACAAGUACUACAUGCACCUGCCCCUGGAGAAGCAGAAGCCGUGCGUCAGUGUGCUGAGCAGCUGGGAGAACCGGGCCUACCGACUCCACACCUCCAACAUGCUGGACAACAUCGCCGUGCUGUUUGAGGAGGGUGUCGCCAGCGCUGCCGAGCUGCACAGGAAGUCCGAACCGGGGGCGGAGCAUUUGCUGGAGACCGUCCUCAGAGAAUUCUGUGCGGACGCCAGGAGCUUCGUAGCAGCAGCGGAGGCCAAGCUGAAAGCUGAGGGGAAGUCGAGCUACCUGACGCAGCUGGACAGGAAACGCCUCACUCUGUGCAAACAGGAACUGGAGAGUAUGAUAGGAGAGGCCCAGUUUGUGGUGGAGAGGAAGAGAAAAGCUGGUGGCGUGAAGGAGAUGCUGCAGCAUGCGACCAAACUCACACUGAAAAUACGCUUCCUCGUGGAGGAGCCCCAGCACACGGUUCCCGACGUGUUUGUGUGGUUGCUAAGCAACAACAAGCGCGUUGCGUACGCCCGCCUCCGUGCCAGAGACCUGUUGUACUCCAGCAGCCGGGAGGCCCGAGGGAUCCACUGUGGCAAGAUACUGACACUGUUCCUAAAGCCUCCGGGGAAGCGGGUGGCAGACUUGUCGGUCCAAGCCAAGGUGGACGUGUAUCUGUGGUACGGACCCAGCGCCGACUCCGUCCACAUGCUGGACGACCUGCCCGAAGGGUUCAGUGCGGCCACAGGGGGGGGCGCCGCCGCCGCCAGCUGCCCUCCAGCAGCUCUGCUGUGUGCGGAGCAGCACACCUUCCAGUUGCGGUGCCACAUGUAUCAGGCCCGCGGCCUCAUCGCCGCCGACGCCUCCGGCCUCUCUGACCCCUUCGCCCGGGUCACCUGUCUGUCACACAGCCAAACCACCAACGUGAUCAGUCAGACUCUCAGUCCCACCUGGAACCAGUGUUUGCUGAUGAGCCGCCUGCUGCUGAGCGGAGAUCUGCAGCACAUCCGGGAGGAGCCGCCGCGCGUCCUCGUCGAGGUGUACGACGACGACGCUCUGAGUAAGGCGGAGUAUCUGGGAGCCACGGUGGCGGUGCCCGAGGUCCGCUUGGCCUCCGACCCCUACGCCCCCCCGACCCUGCAGUACAGCCCGCUGCACUGCGGCAGCCAGCCGGGGGGAGACCUGCUGGCCGCCUUCGAACUGCUGCAGGUGGGCGGAGCGGCCGCUUGGUUUGCCUGAGGGCGGCGUGGAAUCACUCACCUGUCUCUCUCUGUGCAGGUGCACGAGUCCGCACACCAGAGUCUGCCGCCGCUGGGGAAACAGGAAGGAGGCAUCUACACGGUUCCUGCCAACAUCAGACCUGUUCUUAGCACCUUCAGGCUGGAGGUGUUAUUCUGGGGUAUGAGGGAGCUGAAGAAGGUUCAGCUGCUAUCUGUUGAUCGCCCACAGGUCUUCAUCGAGUGUGCAGGUAAAAUAUUGCGUUCCUCCGUCAUUCAGAAGUACAAGUCCAACCCAAACUUCCCCACGCUGGUGGACGCCAUAGAGCUGGAGCUGCCGGAGAACGAACACCUCCACCCCCCUCUCAGCAUCACCGUCGUUGACUGGCGGGCCUUCGGUCGCAGCACGUUGGUCGGAAACCACGUCAUCAACAACCUCAAGGCCUUCAAGUACACCCCCCCUCCGGCCCUGCCCGCCCCCGCACCGACGGCCCCCCCGCCAAAGCGCACAGAGCCACCGGGACCCUCCGCACCCCCAGAGCCAGGACUGUACCCGUCUGCCGGAGACACCACUUUGACUGCCCCGCUAACCAAUCAAGACUUCCUCAUCACUGUGGAGGGCGAAGGCCCCGCGCCUCCGCCUGCACCCGCACCUCCACCCGCACCCGGGGAGGACCUCAAGAAGACCAGGGGCGGCGCGGCGAAGAGCACCCGGGGGCGCUCCACCAAGCGGAAGAAGCGGACCAUCGCUGACGAGUCGGCGGAGUGUGUCAUCGACUGGUGGUCAAAGUACUACGCCUCGAGGGAGAAACAGGACAAACAGGACGGCUCUCCCUUCCCGGAGGUCUUUGAUAAAGCUCUGCCGUAUCAGGGCUUGCUCAGCGAUGGAAUUGACUCCUUAGUCGGCGGCGUCUCGGAUGGAGACAAGAAGAAGAAACAAAAGGGAAAAGGAACCCUGGAUCCAAACCUCGGCCCGGCGACCAAAUUAGCCACACUGAAGCUGUACAACAAGGAGCUGGAGGCAGAGUUCGGCUCUUUCAAUGAUUGGGUGAACACGUACGAGCUGUUCAGGGGGAAGGCCAGCGAGGAAGAAGGGGCGACUGAGGAGAGAUUGGUUGGCAAAUUCAAGGGACGAUUCUGCCUCUAUAAGCUGAACGAGGACAACGCGCAGGACUGGGACGGAGACGCGGACGCCGGGGACUUCAGAGUCAGCAGAGGAAUCCCCCCCAACGGCCUGGUCCAGGUCCUCAUCCGGGUCUACAUCGUCUCUGCGUCUAACCUUCACCCUGCCGAUCCGGACGGGAAGGCGGACCCUUACAUUGUCCUCCGGCUCGGCAAGAACGAAAUCAAAGACCGGGACAACUACAUCCCCAAGCAGCUGAACCCCGUGUUUGGGAGGUCCUUUGAGAUGCAGGCGACGCUGCCUCGGGAGUCCCUGCUGUCGGUGAUGAUCUACGACUACGACCUGGUGGGGGGGGACGACCUGAUGGGAGAGACUCGCAUCGACCUGGAGAACCGAUUCUACAGCCGACACAGAGCCACCUGCGGACUCCCCACCGAGUACAGCCUAGACGGCUACAACGCCUGGAGAGACGGCCUGAAGCCCUCGGAGCUGCUGUCCAAGCUGUGCAGAGACCACGGCCUGGAGGAGCCUCUCUUCAGACCGGGCCGCAUCAGCGUGGCCGACAAGGUGUUCGUGGGAAAGACGUGCUUCAUGCACGAAGACGAGCCCCUGGAGUCCUAUGAGCACCUGUCGCUGAAGGUUCUGCAUCGAUGGGCUGAGAUUCCGGCCGUGGGAUGCAAGCUGGUCCCGGAACACAUCGAGACCAGAACCCUGUUCAACAAGGAUCGUCCUGGCAUGGACCAGGGUCAGGUCCAGAUGUGGGUCGACAUUUUCCCGAUGGACUUGCCUCCCCCGGGACCUGCAGUGGACAUUUCCCCUCGUAAACCCAAAGGGUACGAGCUGAGAAUCAUCAUCUGGAACACAGAGGACGUGAUCCUGGAGGACAGCAGCUUCCUGACCGGCCAGCAGUCCAGCGACAUCUACAUCAAGGGCUGGCUGAAGGGUUUGGAGGACGACCGGCAGGAGACCGACGUCCACUACAACUCUCUGACCGGCGAGGGGAACUUCAACUGGCGCUUCGUGUUCCCCUUCAGCUACCUGCCCGCCGAGAAGGUGAUAGUGGUGAGCAAGAAAGAGCACAUUUUCUCUCUGGAUAAAUCGGAGCAGAAGCUUCCCGCCAUCCUCAGCCUGCAGGUGUGGGACUUCGAGACGCUCUCCUCCGACGACUUCCUGGGCACGGUGGAGUUGGACCUCCACGGUUUCCCAAGAGGGGCGAAGACGGCAAAGUCGUGCAAGGCGGACAUGUUGACUGAGGGGACGGAGAGGAUCUCCAUCUUCCAGCAGAAGAGAGCGAGAGGCUGGUGGCCCUUCGUCAAGUCUGGAGAGCUGACGGGGAAAGUGGAGGCGGAGUUCCAUCUUCUAAUUGCUGAGGAGGCCGAGAAAAAUCCCGUGGGUCGAGCUCGCAAGGAGCCGGAGCCGCUGCCGAAGCCAAAUCGACCGGACACGUCCUUCUCCUGGUUCGUCAACCCGUUCAAGUGUUUCUUCCACUUGGUGUGGCGGAGCUACAAGAAGUACAUCGUCAUCGCGCUGGUGCUGCUCAUCAGCGUGCUGUUCCUCGCGCUGCUCUUCUACACGCUGCCGGGAGCCAUUUCUCAGAAGAUAGUCAACGGCUGACCACACCAGCGCCGCGAAGCUCUGCUCAAGGGUUGGACCUUUAGACCUCCCUCUUUUUUGAGCGUGUGCUGGAGGGAUGAAGAGAACUUUCUACAUGUUAAAAUAGUCCAUCAGAUUCUGAAUGAGUUUAUGUUGAAGGCCUCGUGAGACAUAAGGGCAGGGACAAUAGAUCCAAUAGAAGUUCACUAUGAAUUGAAACUUUAUUACUUCUUUAUUAAGCAUAGAUGACAUUAGCAGACAAGCUUUGCUGUUAUUGAAUGAAGGUCAAAAUUGAGUCAAAUUUUCAUGUAUUACUUUUUGGAUGACAAACAUUUGUAUUCAUACAAUGAUUGACAUAACUAAAGUUUUUUUUUCUUAUACCUAAAGAUUUUGUAAUUCUUCAUAAUGUUUGUUACCUUUAAUGACUUUAUAUAUAUUUGACUUCUUACUUUUCAUGACAAAAACAUUAUACAUCAUGAUAUCCUUUGACUUUUUUUCAUUUCCUAGAACUCCAGAGAGAACAAAGGAGGCAAAGAUAUGAAAUAAAAGUUCAACAGAGCUUGUUUCAGCUGCAUUUAUAUCUUAAUUUACGCAAUAUCUGUAUCUGGUGAUCCUUAAUAUGGCAAAACUACAAAAAUCUUGCCAAAACAAAUGGGACAACCCAUUCUGUCCAAUAUUCAGAUGACUAAUGCACACUGAAGAGCAGAAGGACAACUUGUGAAUGCUCAAGGAUUUCACUUUGAAGGUGGGAUAAAAGAUAUAAAUAUGUUCUAUUCCCACAUCUACCAGCUGGGGGAUCUCAAGGCGUUCCCAGGCCAGUGCAGAGACAUCUCUUUACCUGGUCCUGGUUCCUCACCAGGGAGGAGCAGCGGCUCUACUCCGAGCUCC
Messenger RNA from Pungitius pungitius (ninespine stickleback), 6247 nucleotides. It is a transcript of the gene fer1l6, whose product is annotated as fer-1 like family member 6. The record is from RefSeq and is a predicted model, not a curated record. Lineage: Eukaryota; Metazoa; Chordata; Actinopteri; Perciformes; Gasterosteidae. Gene Ontology annotation, biological process: plasma membrane organization. Gene Ontology annotation, cellular component: membrane. The transcript has 39 exons.